Molecule: messenger RNA, 26885 nt
Organism: Xyrichtys novacula (pearly razorfish)
Lineage: Eukaryota; Metazoa; Chordata; Actinopteri; Labriformes; Labridae
Source: the annotation of a GenBank genome assembly
AUGGACUUUUUACAGCUGUCAGGUAAGAAAAACCUAAUUUUCUUUCACUAAAGAUGUGGCAUUGUCUUAGCACUGUGAUGAAAAACAAGGAGGACUUCAGAUCAACUAUCUCAAAGAGUUUGUUGAAUUUUUUAGUAUGAUUCUGUUUUCUGAAAGUGUCAAUAAAAAGUGUCAGUUAAUCUUUAAUCAGCUUUCAUUAAGUCUAAUUAAAGAAAAUAAACAUCCUACUCAUGAUUGUGACAUUUAUAUAAACUGCUAACAGUUUUAAUGGGCACCUUCAUGUGUCAGUAAGCAAUAAUAAAUGUGUAAUGUAUGCUGUUAUAACCACAUAUUUAUUUACAUUUAUAAAUGUUUAUCUGUGAGUCUUAUAGGUGGCUGAUGAACUUGAAAUUAAUGCUUAUUACAUGGACUUUAUCUUUUUUUUUCUCUCCAAAUAACCCUCUGUGAAAUUUAAAAGUAUUAAAAUGUUAAGAAGAGGAACUUUAUUAAUCCCAGAAGGGAAAUUCAAUGGUAUUCAAAGGUAUCAGUACAUAUAGAUGAGAACAUCAGUUGUGAUGUCAAACUUUAUAUUCAACUUAGCUGAUAACACAGCCCCUGAAGACCUGACUUCAUACUGUAAAUUACUCUGGAUUUCUUUGUGAUUUGAAGGUUUGAUCUGAAAAAUCCUCUUCUGCAUACUGUUGUCCUUCCUGUGUGUCUUCACUGAGGUGUGCUGUAACUGCAGCUGAAGCUGUUUAUUGAAUAUAAUCAUUCUAUCCAUUUGAAUAAUAUGCAAAGAGAUUCAGGGAUAAAUUCUCUGACCACGAAUGUCCUUGAUGUGUCUUUGAUAAAGACAGCAGCAGAGAAAAGAGCUCUGAAUACAGAAACACAGGGGUCCGCCUGACUCCAGCUGAAAGUCCAUUUAAACUGUGUGUCCAUCAAUUCAUUCAGGUGCUGUCUAACCUGACAGGCACUCUGAGGAUGGUAGAAAUCAGGUGUUUCACAUUACUCAGCCUUUUGUUCUACUCUGACAGUUGCCAUGAGCCCUGUAUGAGUGUGUGUGUGUGUGAACAGGGUUGACACUGACUCUCGCCGCAGAGUUUGAUGAGGGCAGAGUAUUCGUCAGCCUCAUUUCAAUGACCUCGAUCUGAAUGUCAGCUCCAGUUACAGCCAAAAUUACUUUAAUGCAAAAAUUCUUUAAAGUUUACUUCAUCUGCUCUUCAGCGGUGGAGGUUCACCUUCCAGCAGGACAACGACUCUAAACAUACAGCCAUAGCUAUAGUGGAAUGGUUUAGAUUGAACCAUAUUCACAUGUUCAAAUGCCCCAGUCAAAGUCCAGACCUAAAUCCCAUUAAAAACCUGUGACGAGCCUUAAAAAAUGUGGUUCAUUGAUGCUUUCUGUCAAAUUUGACUCAGCUUGAGCUUUUUCGCAAAGAGCAAUGGACAGAAAUGUCAGUCUCUAGAUGUGUGAAGUUUGCACACCACACUUUUCAGAAUUUUAGUUUUAAAAACUUUUGGAGGUCAUGUAUAAUUUUCCUUUCACUUCACUUUUGUGGCACUUUAGGUUUAUCUUUUCUAUCACAUAAAAUCAGCAUAAAAUAAGAAAUGUAGAAAAGUUUUGCAAGCCACUGUAUAGAGUGAGAAAUAAGCCUCACUCAGGCAACUUUAUAGGCACAGAAGCCCUAGAUACACGUUUUUAAGAGAAACACCAUGUCCUGCUUCCUGAUAAAUAUUAGAACAUCUGAGAUAAGAUAGACGACAGUCUGGUGAAACUAAUCUCAAACAAAACCGGUUUAUGUUAAGAGGGAGACAACAACACAGAGACUUGUAUUCACUCUGUCCACAAAGGAGCAUUAAAUCAUGUUCAGGUUACUGACACAAAGUAUUCAUCAUAAAAACAUAUCCUAAAGCGUGUUUCUAUGAUCAAAUGCAGCUCAGGAAAGAUGAUAUCUAUCAAAUGUAAAGCGUGUGUUUGAAAGGUCUAGUGUUUCUCCCCAAAAACCUAACUGAUAUUGGUUGUUCAAGAGAUGAAUAAACUUCAGUCUGUCUCCUUUAGAGCUUGUAACAAGUAUUUAUGAAAUAUGAAUAUGAAAUAUGAAAUAUGAAAUGAAUUUAAUUCAUGUGAAUUUUAAACCUUGAACCUCACUAAAUAAGUCUGGAGGUAAAGUUUUAUUGAUGAUCUUCAAUGCAUCAACUUUGAGUCCAAAUACUUAUUCAGCAGUUUGUUACUGUAAUUUAUACACAGUAGCCCCUCAAGCUGUUAUAUAUAUAAACAUAUAUAUUUAAAUAUUAUAUUUGAAUACUGUACAGUCCCUGACAGCUCAGAUCUGUUUGCUGUUGCUUGGAGGGAUCCCUGAGGCCAACUCAUCCAGUUGUACCUCCGAACUACACGAACAAAAAUAAGUAACGUGACAGUUGAGGAGUCUCCCAAUCAGAUAGUUUGACUGGUUUGAUGGCAAGUCUGUUACAUACCACAGAGUCCUUGUGUAAAUGAAAGGGACAGUUACCAUGUCAACAUAUUAUUAUCAACCUCCCUCCCUGCAUGGAUAUCUAACAUAAAAAAACAAAAAAACACUUAAGCUUAUGUGGUGUCAUUUAGACUGCCAGUGCACAGAUUGCAGGACAGGAUGUGUUUCCACUGUAACCUGUCAGAGCUGGUCGAGUCUGACCAGCCUAAGACACAGGACCCAUCUGAUUUCUCAUAUGACCAUAGUUUCUGUGCUUUAACAGUUUGCUAAACGUCUUUUUAAAAACUUUCAUCUGUACUAACAUAAGCUAACAGUUGUUACCACAGUUUCAUGUGCUUAUCUUAUUGCCUCUGAUUGGCUAUAAGUGCUGACCGUUUGGCUUGAGCAUGUUUGGCCAGCUUUUCUAGCCAAUCAGAGGUGAAGGAGGCGGGACCGUCCCCGGCAAAAGUCUUCCCUGGGAUGCGUCUCCCCCCCCCCCGAGGAAAGUCACAAAAUCGCAUCGCGCUUGAUGUGUAUAGUCAGGCCCGUCUAAAUUCGUCUUCGGAUAUUUCGUACUUUCGUGUUCUAUAUUCUUGUCGGCCCCAUUGUGUAAGGACCUUUAGGCCUACAAAAAAUGUUUAUGUCAAAAUAUAUUACACUUUCGGAAAACCUUAAAAAAGGUCCACUCUAUGUAAAGGUUCUUGAAUAAGUCAAAGAUGUGUUUAUAUAUCUAACCCCCUGAGCUCCACAUUGUCUGAUGAGUGCAGUAUUUGAUGGACUGGAGCUCUAGUCCACCAAUUUUAAGGAACUCACUUUUCAUGGAGUAGUGUAAGACCUUUCGUGGAUGGUUAGAACUUCAAAAUGGCAACAGACCCUGCCUGCUCAGAGACAAAAACUGGGACUGAUGCAGAGAGAGGUCUCCUUUGUCCUCAUGCUUUGUGGUUUGUUUUUCUACUCUCGAUCUCUCGAUCUCUCUAUCUCUCUGUUGAUGUUGGGCUUUCCUUCUGAACAGCCACAAAGUCUUCAGGUGCCUGCGCAAGGUCGACAAACUAAUAGUAAUACCAUCUUCCGCAGGCACCUGAAUAAAUGCGAGUCAGCUGCGCAGCGGUGCCAAUGACCCCCCCCCCUCAAGUGAAUACAACACCCUUCCGUACUACAGGCAACUUUUUAUUAAUUUUUGGACUACUUACGCAUUAAGCCGGUCGGCAAUUGUUUGCCAGGCUGAUUAUGGUGCUGGUGUUGCCUUUCUUACAGAUUAGGGGUUUGACUUCUUCGUAAAGCUCCAUCAGGAGCUGCUGCUCAGCGGGCGUGAAGUAAGUUGCGCGACUGUUGGCCAUCUUCCCAUCCGUGAUUCUGUGGUCGAUCCUGUGGUCUACUUAAGAAUGCCGUUCACAUGCACUUAUCCUGACUAUCAACACCUGGUUUGACAUAGCCGCGCCUUUUCAUCCUGGCUCUGCAAACGUGCAACCAAUUAAGCCAAGAUGCGCAGACUAAGACUAAGUCAAGCCGCGCUUGCUCAGUUAUCCUGGAUUUCGUUAUUCUACUUUUGCGCACUACCCCCCAGUUUGUUCCAUUACAAACAACAGGUGUCCUGUUAUUGGGUCUGCAGAUACAUAGUGCUCAACAAGACAGACAUACAGCAUAUGAAAUAUUUAGUUAAUAAAAACUGUUGUUUUUGGAGUAAACAUGGCUUUGAAUCAACCAACUUGUUUCCAGCGGACAACGAAUAAACGGUGUGUUUUGAAUUUCAAUCCACUAAAGAUCCUUUUAUCUUUAUUUAUAUAUUUGAAGUGCAUCUAUGAAGUCCGUUACCUCACAUUGCUUCAUACAACUGCUUCAGAUUAGGAUUAAAACAAACUCAUGUCUGGUUUAUCACAAACCUCCCUUUAUCCCUCCUUGGAUCUUUCCAGGGACAGGCCUAAAGGGUCAUGGUUUCAAAUCAUAGAAAGUACUGCUGUCAUAUAACAGAAACUUUAUUUAGAUAAUCUCAUUAUAAUCAUCUGUGUGCCUGUAUUCUCUCAAUAGAAAUUACGAGACGAAUUAGUGAAUCACAGAAUCACAUAGAGGUCCUUUUGAUUCAUUGUGGGGCUGAUAGAGGAUGAUUCCAGGCAAAAAUCUGCACCCUCCUACACAUUCAGACUGAAUCUAAACAACAUGACAGAGUGAGCAGUUUGUUCUCUCUCAAAAAUCACGUCUGUUUCUUUUGUUUGUUUCCUUCAGACAGACUAAUCGAGAAGUCGACUGUGAGAGACAAACAGCAGGGCGACUCUGCAGCAGUCAGAGACAGAAACCAGACUCCUGCUGACUUCAGCAGCAUCUACAGCAAAGGUGAGAGCUCAGUUUGCUCAGGGUCACUGCAUCUACACUCCUCAUCCUCCUCAUCUUCAUCCUCAUAGUGACUGAACUGCAUCAGUUCAACUGCAUCAGAUCAUUUCUAAUUCUGUUGAGGCGUUAAAGAAUGAGUGUUCACCAAAGCAAAUAUGAUUUUAAACUCACUCAGCUCUUUUAUCUCUAAAGGUCCUUAUACACCACGGCCGACGUGACUAUGGAACUCGAAAUAUUCGGAGGAGAAUUUUGACGCGCCUGACUAAACACAUCAAGCCUGAUGCAAUUUAGCGACUUUCCGGGGGUAAUAAGACGCAUCUGGGGUGGAAGGGAGAAGACUGACACAACAGUAGACUGACUGUUUUUCAGUUCUGAUCAGACACUACUGUUGAGAUGGCUGUCUGUAGCAUGUAGCAUACUCUUCUGCUGGAAUAUAGAUAGCAUGUACUGAGUCGGGGCCAGUACCAGAUAAGCACAUUAAACUAUAAUCCAUAAAUGUAAGGUAACAACCGAGACCUAAUGGUGCUGUGACAGCAACGCUGUGAUUGAGUUUGAGACAGUGAAAAUACAUAUGGUAUGUUGUAUCUGAACAGGAUAGCUUACGAGCUAAAGUUACUUAGCACAGAUGAAAGUUAAAACAAAGAUGUUUAACAAACUGUUAAAGCACACAAACCAUGGUCAUAUGAGAAAUCCGACGCUAUGACUCUCCACAAGUUGUCUUCAGGUCGUUAUCUUUGCAAUAUUUGUGUCCUUUAUCAAAAAGCACUCUGUUCUCCGAAACAUAAACAAUUAGCCAGUCGGCCAUGAUGGAUAUACCGGUGAAUCAGUCGUCGCAACAACACGCAGUCUGAUUGGUCAGAAGUGGACCCACAGUAUGCGAAACUUUAGAAAAAUCGACCAUGAUCCGAAAAAAUAAAUGCCACAAUAUUGCAGAACGGGGAAACGUUGCUGAUGUGAACGCUUGUAUUGACAGGAUAAGGGUUUGAAAAAAAAAUAUUGACGUCCGAAAUAAUCGCAUGUAGAAAACAGUCCUGGUGUGAAAGGACCUUAAUAAGGAUUUUAAAAAAGUGGGGUUGAGAACGUUUUUAAGAAAGAUAAAGAAAAUCGAUAAAAUGUCUUUUUUUUUAAUUAAUGAGGAGGAAGGGGUUUGAGGAAGGAAAGGAUUAGAAGUGGUCAAGUAAGGAGAGGAUGUGGGAUGGUUGAGGUAUGAGGGAAUAGGAGAUGAAUGAGGAAGCGAGGAAUGGUAGGUGGUUAGAGAAGGAAAAGUAAGAUUUGAUUGAGGUAGGAUGGGAAACGACAAGGUCCAUCAAGAAAGGAUGUGAGAUAGUUGGAUAAGGGAAGAAUGAAGGAUGACAGGUUGACAGGUAUUGAGAGAAAGAAGACAAAGAGGUGGCUGAGGUGGGAAAAAUGAGAGUUGGUAACCCUUUUCUGUCCUCGAGAGGAGGAAGCUUUAAGAGAGAAUCAACAAUUAAAAUACCAAAAUAUUUGUGCUGAUGAAUCUGUGUGAUGUGAGAAAUAAAGGUUGAAGGCAGGUCUGAGGACUCUGAAUUUUUCAUUUGACAGCAGCAGACAGAUAUGCCAGGGACAGAAGAAUGAGAGGUGGUCAGUGUAGGUUUGCAUGAGAGGAUUUGCACGGACCUGAGGGGCAGAGGCUUAAGCAGAAGAUGAUGGGCUGAGUUAGGGGUGUCACGAUACAACUUUUUUUACCUCUGAUACAAAACCAAUGUUGUAGCCUUCAGUAUUGUCUGAUACCAAUAUUGAUCCAAUAUUAGCACAAACUUGUGCAUGACAAGUUUUGCACUUAGCUGCAACGUCUUUUUUUACUUUAAUGAAAAAUACUGCCACAGGGCUGACAUCACUCCUACUCCUUGGUACUUUGUUAGUACCUUAGUACACACUGUUGUUGUGAUCACAUGGACUCUACAUGCCUUAUCUGGGUGCUGCUAGAUAGAGGUGCUGGAGCAGAGUCUGGAAUGGACUGUUUGUAUCGGAGUGCUGAUAUUAGAGAUUUUAGAUGCAGGCUGAUAUAAUUGGAUAUUUGAUUUUUAUGUUGAUAUCGGAUUAGUAGCCGAUAUCAACAUUGUACCGGGACACCCCUAGUCUGAGCUACAAAGAUUCAUCAGCCUUUGCUUUUGGUUUCUGGUUAGGAAGAGGAUCAACACACGUGAAUCCGAGAGUGUUUUUAAAGUUGUUAUAGAUAAAUACAAACUCCAGGCAGUGAAACUGAGAAAUUUACCUAAUGCAAACAGCAAAAUGCAGUUAAUCUCCUGCAGGCUUUCUAUAGCUUCUGUUUGACAAAUAUAAGUUUGUUGUGUUUCUAUAAGACUGUGUUUUCGUACUCAGACCUGCUCCCAACAUCAGGCGGUGAGGCGAUGACAAGAGGAUUUCUGCAGGAGCUAGUGAACAUCCUGAUGGGUUACAUCUCCAAGUCAAAUCAGAGAAGCUCCAAGGUACUUUACAGCCUCUAUCAAUGUCAUUUCAGGACUGUACGGUUUAGAUACUGUUCAGUGUCUCUCAAGUUCACAUACUGAGAUGCUGAAUGAUAUCCAACCCUGUUCAAUCUAUCUUCUGGACAGGGAGUAAUAAGAACAGACAUACAGAGUACUCAUGAGAAGUCAGAUCUGAUUAUUAUGGUUCUGUCUGCUUUAUGUUCAUAAAUGGGCAGAUGUUGGUGUCAUUUUUGAUACAAAGACCAUGAGCCAAACAAAGCAUGCCUGCCACUUCAACUGAAUCCACUGCAUUUUAAAGCUGUGCACAACAAGUAUCACAAAACCAUGUCAUUAGAGUUUAGAAAAAAGCAAUGAUUCUGCUUAUUCAUCAGAGCGGCCCUGUCUCUUGGUAUUCUAUUACUCAGUGUGCUGCAAAGAUGUUAAAAACAAAGAGAUCACAUUUAAAUAAUCAUACAUUCAGUUAAGAUUUUGUUCACAUGCUGAAAUCUGCUUGACACAAAUCAUGCAGAAUGACAGAGAAGAGAACAGAGAAGCUAUGAAACUACAGCAUGUAGAAGUUUGAGUUCAGUCUUAGUUUGUGGUCUCUCUUUUCAGUCAGAGUCGCACUAUCUUUAACCUCCCUGAUAAUAUCAGGGGAUCACCAUGCUCCCGAUAUGUUAAGUAGUUCUUCCUGCGCUUAGGUCCUGGACUUCCACCAUCCCCACCAGCUGAUGGAGGGGUUGGAGGGCUUCAGCCUGAGCUUGCCAGAGCAACCAGAAACUCUGGAGCAGAUCCUGGUGGACUGCAGAGAUACACUCAAAUAUGGUGUCAGUACAGGUGCGUGUGUCUGUGUUUGUGUACGUCAGUUUGUUGGCUCAUUGUUUUUAUCAGCUGUUGCUGUCAGAUCACAAAGUUUGUUUUGGGUCAUGGUGGAGGUAAUGAUGGAGGAGAACGAGUUUAGUCAUUUGAGAAAACAAAUAUACUGAAGCAAACAAAACUUGACACUGAUGCGUACCAAUUAGCAACAGUUUUUGAUCAUUGCAAAAUCACCAAGAAGCAGAUCACCUGUAGUACCUACACAGUAUUGAGUAAGAUAUUGCUAAAGUGAGCCGUAUCACAGGGCAUCUUCAUAAAAAGCAUCACUGAUAAGUACCAACAAAAGAUUAGACACAGGAGAGAGAAAAAGGUAAGAGGCAGGGUGGACAUUCCGCUGUGAAAUUUAUUCGAAAAAUAUCUGUUCAAAACCAAAAUAAAAACAUAUUUGUAAGUAAAACAUGAUUUUAACCCUAAAUUAUUAUGAUGAUGAGCAACAACUGGACUGACUGUUUAAAACAGAUCUGUUCAAACUUGAUGAGGUUGCCUCAAAAGCCCACAAAAGAAGAGAAGAAACCCUUUUAAUGAGUGAAUGUUCAUGUAUCAGUAUGUACUUUGUUUUAUAUUGUCCUUUUGCUCAAUGAUAUUGAUCUGUUCGGCACUCUAACCCCUUGCACCCAUGUAUGUCAUUUGAGCUCAUGUGGGCUGGGCACUUAAACAUGACACCAUCAAAAAAUAAGCACUUCAAACUGCAAACUUUAACUGUAAUUUCCCAACUACUAAACUGUGGCUGUGAAAAUGCUGAGUGACUGGUAACCUUGAAAAACUAGUAGUUACAGAGGGUGGUGAGCAUAAUGACCCUGAUCAUAUAAAUACUUCAGCUUACUUCAUUUAUAACAUAAGCUAAGUCAUCAAUAAAGAUAAUUAAAAAAAAGCUUUCUAAGGCCUUUGACCUUGAUUUAUUUAUUUAUUUUUUUCCCCAGGUCAUCCUCGUUUCUUCAACCAGCUGUCCUCAGGUCUGGAUGUGAUUGGACUAGCUGGAGAGUGGCUGACCUCUACAGCCAACACCAACAUGUAAGACUGGAAAAAAACAUAAACUCAGAUACUGCACAGAAAUACUGCACUUGAAUUUGGCAUAGAACCCUCUUCUUAAGUAGUGAUACCUUUUUUUUUACAGUGACAUACUUAUUUCUGUCAACACAUACUUCUUCAGUCUCUGCAUUUAUUUGUUAGCUGUUUUCUGGUCAUGUUUAAAUCAAUAUAAAUGAUACAAUCUAUCAUUUAAUUGCAGAUCAAACCUCCUCACUUUUGCUUCAUGGCUUUUUAAAAGGAGAAAGAAUUUCUUGUGGGGCUUGUCUUAUUAAGAUGACUCAGAGCUGUAAACAGAUCCUCUCAUAGCAUGUUUCAUUCAUGGAAAGUUUUAGGGCACAAAGAAGUGACAUAAUUCAUUGACUCACUGCAGGAGACAGCAGUGAAACAAGUAUGUGAGGGGCCCCAAUGCAAAUAUGUUUGUGCACUUUAAUCAAUUGAUUUUUAUUUAUGUAGUGCCAAAUCACAACAAUGGUUAUCCCAAGACGCUUUCAAAAAGAGCAGGUCUAGACCUUACUCUUUGUUUGAUGUAUUACAAAGAUCCAACCUUGACAUGUGAAAAGAUUUAACCCAUCUCAACCCAACAUGAGUGAGGCUCAUUGAAGGAUUUAGUAUGUAACAGUUGAGAGAAAAAAACUUCCCUCUAGAUACCUUGAGCUGAAUCAAGAUAGAUCGAGAGGAUAGAUGGAGAUAAAGAGAAAGAGAGAGGGGGAUGGGGUGUGUGUGUGUGUGUGUGAGUGUGUGUGUGUGUGUGUGUGUGUGGGGGGGGGUAGUUUACUGGAUCAGGAAAUACAUAGUGCUGAUUGAAGUCAGCAGGCCUAAAUGUCCUUUCACACCUGGACCGUUUUUUACGUGCAAUUAUUUCGGACGCCAAUAUUUUUUUUCGUACCCGUAUCCUGUCAAUACAAGCGUUCACAUCAGCGAUGUUUUCCCGUCCUGUGAUAAUGCGGCAUUUAUUUUUUCAUAUCACGGUGGAUUUUUCUAAAGGGAUAGAGAUGCACACUGCGAUUAAAAAUGGAAACCAUCCUGGUGGAGUGGAGCAAAAGGACCCCUCGUGUUGGCAUCAUAGACUUUGGAUGUCGAUACUUCGAUAGGGAGACAUCAUUCCAUUAUUUGUCAGGACCUUGGGUUUAGCUCCUCCUGAGUGGCACCUUCACAGGCACUACAGACCCAUACCCACCACAGUCCAGCAGCUGGGAUCGGCUGGCAUACUGUAUGUUGCACAAUGGGAUAUUCAACUCCAUGAGCUUCGUCAGAGGCAAACUAAAGAUCAGCAACAAACUGUCACCCAACUGUCCUGAUUUCAUUAAACUCUGCCUCACAAAAUAAAAAAAUGCGAGGAACCCUGGAGCAGCUACGCCAACACCCUUUGCUCCAAUAACCUCCUCAUCCUCCACCAAACCUAGACGGGUUUAGUUAAGUCUGAACCUGAAUCUUUAUCUUCAUUUUAUCAUCCUCCAUCCUUCACCCGGGACGCUGUAGGAUGGUAAGGGAAGGUCCCGCCCUCCUUCUCCUCUGAUUGGCUAUAAGUGCUGACCGUUUGGCUUGAGCGUUUGCUGACAUCACCAGCUUUUCUAGCCAAUCAGAGGCGAAGUAGGCAGGACUUCCCGGGAUGCGUCUUUUUCCCCCCGGACAUCGUGCUUCACGUGUAUAGUCAGGCGCGUCAAAAUUCGCCUCCAAAUAUAUUGAAAUUUCAUGUUCUAUAUUCAUGUCGGCCCCAGUGUGUAAGGACCUUAAGUGUCAUGCGUUGCAGCUAAAGGAUCAGAUCUGACAGGUUACUUUGGUUUUGAAUUUUUGAUUUAACAAUUUUAGUUAGUACUGGACUGAUACUGACUUGGGCAUCACAAUGGUGCAAAAACUUCCAUAUGACUUGUUUCCAGCAUCAGCAUUCUUUCAUACAGCCUUAAGUGAUUCAAACUAUUUUUUCUAGGUUUACAUAUGAAGUGUCUCCUGUCUUCAUCCUCAUGGAGGACAUUCUGCUGAGGAAGAUGCAGAGUAUUGUGGGGUGGUCAGAUGAUGAGGGAGAUGGGAUCUUCUGCCCAGGUAAUUCAUUCAUAUAUGGUAAUGUAUGGACUGUUAUUGUGAUGAAAAAAUAAAAUAAAAUAAAAUAAAAAAGUGCAGAAAAGCAAAGGUGAAGACAUCUAUACUGAAUUGAUCUCACAUGUCUGGACAUGCUUGUCAUUGUUUUUGUGUAGGGAAAAACAAUGGCAGAAUGAGAAUCCCCUAAAUCUCACAUAAUUGCAGAACUUGGAAGUCACAUUUUUGACUGUAAAAACUCCACUCACGGCAUGCCCAGUAAUGACAUGGAUGCAGAUUGGCACCUGUGCAUACAUGCAGGAACACACAAACUUUUCCUUACACAUGUAGCCCACUCUUAGAUAUCCAUAUCUAGAGGCACAUAAAGUGUCAUUCAAUUCUGAUGAUGUUUUGUGGAUGAAACAGUGCUUUCAAUAAAGACCUAUGUGCACCGCACUGAAGGGGUUAAAAUUAUGCGUCGGCACAAUCUCUUGAAUCACUAUUAGUAGAGCAGAUUAGUGACAUAAUCGUUCAGUUGGUGAUACAAGCAUGAAAAUUGGCAUGAGCAUUUUCCAUGGGUCACUUGACUAGAAAAGUGUCCCAGGCAUUUGAAAUUUCAAGAUGGUGGACAUUUUAUGAGAUGGUCACCACCUAGGUGGGACAAUUAGGUGAUGUCCUUGUUAAGUUGGUGAUAUAGGCAUGAAAAUUGGUAUGAACUGUCUGCAUGAGUCCCUCAACAAGAAAAUGUUCCAAGUUGCUUGAAAUUUCAAGAUGGUGGACAUUUUGAAGAUGGCCGCCAUCUCAUUAGAGCAGUUAAAUGAUGCAAAGCUGGUGAUAUAAACAUAAAAAUUGGUAAGACCAUUCCCCAUGAAUAACCUAAUAAGAAAAUGCCCCAAGCUGCUUGAAACUUCAAGAUGAUGACCAUAAUUAAGAUUUCUUUUUAAUAUUUUGUGUUUUUCUUUUUCAUUUAGAAAUAUGUUUAAUAAGGAGCCCCUAAAGGGAUAUGGAGAAAAAAAAGAAUAUGAAAAAAAAAUGAAUGUUUUGUGUGCUCAUGUGAAAGAGGUGCAUUAUUCUCCUCUUGGAGUGGGGAUACCUUGGGGUGUAUCCCCACCAGAGAACAACGAUUGGAGCGGGAAUACACCCCAUGGUAUCCCCGCUCCAACCGUAGAACAAUGCACCUCUUUAGCGUACGCAUGUGAAUGUUUCGAGUAUGCACAUGAGUUUUAUUUCUUUUUUUGUGUCUUUCUCCAUGUCCCCUUAGGGCAAGGGUUGGCAAUUAAUUUUUACAUGGGCCACAUGAGAAACCUGAACUGUGUUGGAGGGCCAAACCAACAAUGACUUCAACUUCAAAUCGGGGGGUUCACACAUACAGAAAAGCAAGCCCAAAUAAGCAACUACUAGUUAAAAACAAGCCCAAAAAAGCACACCCACGACUCACGAGUUUUACAAGCCACCUCUGAUAGGAACAAGCCUAAAGUUGUUUAUAAUAAGUUGAUUGAGCAACUAUAAGGCGUCUAUGUAUAUUAUAUUAUGUAUUAUUAAACUUGUCUCUGUUCACGAAUGCAGAUCUAGGAUGUACGCACGUGCGUCCAAACAGAAAUAAAACAACGGCUAGGUUUUCAAAAUAAAAGCAACACACAUGUAUAGCAUGUUGACGAUUUGAUUGACGGACCUCAAGAAGGGCCGGGCAGGGACAUCCAAAGGGCCGACAUCCAGAGGGCCACAUGCGCGGGUGGCCCUCUGGCCAUAAAAUGCCCAGGUCUGCCUUAGGGGCUCUUUAGUUUGUAAUCUUUUUAUAUUUAAUGUUUUGUAUUUUUUACUGCUAAGCACUUUGAGACUGUUGACUGGAUGUAAGUAACUCAUGGAUAAUGGUCUUACUAUUUUUCAUGUUUAUAUCACCAACUUUACGACAUUUGACUGCUCUAAUGAGAUGGCGGCCAUCUUUACAAUGGCUGCCAUCUUGAAAUUUCAAGCAUCUUGGAGCAUUUUCUUGUUGAGUGACUCAUGAAGACAGUUUAUAUCAAAUUUCAUGGCUAUAUCACCAAUUUAACCAGUACAUCCACCUAGGUGGUGGCCAUCUGGAAAAAUGUCCACCAUCUUGAAAUUUCAAAUGGCUGGGACACUUUUCUUGUCAAGUGACCCAUGGAGAAUGUUCAUGCCAAUUUUCAUGCUUGUAUCACCAACUGAACGAUUCUGGCUAAAAUUUGUACUUGGCUAUCAGUAAGCAAAAUUUCGAGCCCUGGUGAUCGAGUGACUAAAAAAAAAAAAAAAAAAAAAAGGUUGCAAUAUGUUGUUAAGGUGCCACAUGGUCAAAAAACGUGUUUUUAAUGGAAGUCAAUUGUCCAUUUUGCAGACAAAGUGGGUGGAUAGAGCUAAAAUGCAGCUACAGAGUUCUACAGGCGACAAGUUUUUAUUUAUUUUAUCUUCUUUUAUAUGAAGAAAAAUAAGAACUCUUGAUGCUCCAAUCUUUAAAAAUGUGACUGUUAGCUCAAAAUAAAGAUGUAAAAAAAUGACAAAUGUCCGCAAAAUGGACAUAGUAGGAACCGUGGGUUAAAUCUUAGCAGCAUUACUUUUAUGGCUGUAACACUGUGAAUUUUUUUUUUCUUUUGAGAGCAUGCCAUAUCUGUUUUGUAAAACAUACGGUCAAUAUUGGUGUAUUUCGGGGAAGAGAAGGUUUAAUUCUGGGUAAUAUUUUAAUAACUUGAUGUUGACAAUUUUUAAAGAAGAGUGUGUUGCAGCCUUCCAACAAGAGCCUCAUAAUUUGAUAUUUUAUCCCUAUUUAACAGUUGUUGUUUUUUUACUUUAUUAAACUAAGAUUCAUUCCAAUUAAUUUAAUGUUUUUAAAUUAUUCUUCUUGGGUUAUUUUUUUAAGCAUUUUUUUAUUUUAUCACCUAAAUAAGCUGCUUUGAAAUAUUGUAAAAUGUUCAACAGAUUACUGUUUAAAAAGGAGGAAAGCUUUUGUCCAUCCACCAUUUUCCUACAUACUGCUAUGGAAUAAAUGACCCAUAUUACUACCAUUACUUCAGUGUACGUAGUACUUAAGUCAUGUAAGUUAUAUUGUGGGAGACAAUAACUCCCCUAUAAAGGACAUAUCAAUAGUCUUUACGAAAGUGAAUAGUGAGUGAUCUUGGACCCAGCAAAGGUUUUAAACAGUCGAUAGUAUGUUUGCAUGAAUUUAUCAGCUUAUACUUUUAGUCAGCUGGUCUGUAAAUAAGUCAGUAUUUGUAAAGUUCCUUUGUAGUUACAUGAUAAGUGUUUAUUUUGCUUCAGUACAGACUCUCACUGUGUUGAAUCAGCUGGUUUGUAAACUCUCUCUCUUCUGUUUGUGAAGGAGGAACAAUCUCCAACCUGUACAGCAUCCUGGUGGCCAGAUUUCACUUCUACCCCGAGGUGAAGACCAGAGGGAUGGGAGCCUUGCCAAGACUGGCCCUCUUCACCUCACAGCAUGUAAGCACAUUGUACUUUUUGUACAUAUUUUUGAUCUUUUCCAUGUUAGCACACUUUGGGUUUGAUAUGACUUGAUUUUCAGUUUCUCAAAGGAGACCCAUACUCAUUUUCCAUUUGCACUUAGAUGGUCAAUUUGUUCUUCAGCCUUCAGUUCACUGUUCAGCUCUAAUAUGAGCAUCUCAAUUUUGCAUCAGGUUAAUCACCAAGCACCUCAGAUCAGCCUGUGGACACAGUUGUGUGUAGGGUUUAUUAUUUCAGCUUCAGCAGCUAACACAGUGUGUUGUGAUCAGGUAAACAGAUCCUGUGGACUGUGGGUUGUGUAAUUAUGCUGUAAAGAAUACUGAGAGCUGAAAUGUUAUGUCGUUACACACCAAUGGGUCAGCAAAGUGAUGCGAAAAAGCGACGGAAAAAUGCGAAAUAUUCAGCUUACACCUUUUCCUACACACACACACACCUGUGACGUGAAUAAAAUUAGCAUAUUAGCAUAAACACGCUACGGGAGAACAGAGGAGGAAAGGGAAGAAGGAGAAACGAUGGCGACUACAUCCUCAAGUGAUGAUGACCUGGUCAUGGUUGUUAGCCUAUUAAAUAACAAAUAGAAAAAGAAGAAUCCAAGUGUCUGGGUACAUCCAAUACUGACCUUGUGACAGGAAUUCAAAUUGUAUCCUCAGAAAUUCUGACAAUACUUCAGGAUGUCCCUCGGACAAUAUCAAGAACUGCUCCAUCAGCUGAUUCCACGUUUACAGGAGAGGACAAAUAACAGAGAGCCGAUUGGUCAAGAGCAAUGGCUUGCCACAUUUCUGAGGUAAGAUUUAUAUUAGGUUAUAUCUUUAUAUAGCAGUUUGUCUGCAAAUGUUUGCAAAAUUCGCUACAGGGUCGAAAAAAUUAGAGUCGCUUUUUUGCUCUGCAGAAGUUCGUAGCUGGUUUGGAAGCUUGCAUUGACUUAAUGAAGUUGAAAGAAAAAGGGUAUUAUUUGCUCCCCAAAUUUGCUUUGUUAAUUUACUGGUGUGUAACGACCUUUAAGGUCCUUUCAAACUGGGACCAUUUUUGUUGUGCGAUUAUUCCGGAUGUCAAUAUUUUUUCCCGAACCCGUAUUCUGUCAUUACAAGUGUUCACAUCAGGGACAUUUCACCGUUCUGCGAUUUUGCGGCAUUAAUUUUUUCGUAUCACGGUCGAUUUUUCUAAAGUUUCACAUACUGCGUGUCCACUUCUGACCAAUCAAAUUGCGUGUUGUUGAGACGACAGAUUCACCGGUAUAUCCAACAUGGCCGACUGGCUGAUUGUUUGCAUGUCGGAGAACAGAGUGUUUUUUGAUAAAAGACACAAACAUUACAAAGAUACCAGCCUGAAGGACAACAUGUGGAGAGUCAUAGCGUCGGAUCUCUCAUAUGACGAUGGUUUGUGUGCUUUAACAGUUUGCUAGACGUCUUUGUUUUAACUUUCAUCUGUGCUAACGUAUGCUAAAGGUUAUUACCAUUGUUUCAUGUGCUUUUCUUAUGGCCUCUGAUUGGCUAUAAGUGCUGAUGAUCUGGCAUGAGCGUGUAAUGACGUUUCUAGCUUUUCUAGCCAAUCAGAGGCAAAGGAGGCGGGACUUUCCCUGGGAUGCACCUUUUUCUAGUGUAUAGUCAGGUGCGUCAAAAUUCGCCUCAGGAUAUUUCGUAAUUUCAUGUUCUGUAUUCGUGUCGGCCCCGGUGUGUAAGGACCUUUACUCAGAAGACACUCUUCCUUUCAGCUUUUCUGAUUCAAAUGAGUAAAAUGGGUUUUAGUGCUCAGUGAGGCAGGAACUCCAGAGGUACAUGAUGCAAACUGCAGCUGUAUGUGAGUCACCGGUUUCCCUCAGGUUCAGAAAAGUCCUGGUGAUACCAAGUCCCACUCCUGACAGCAAGGGUUUUGGGAUUAUGACAGGCUCACAGAUUACACAUCUGGACUUCCAAAUACAUUCUUCUGAAUAUUUAUAGCUUCUCCUUGUACCACUUGUGUUGAUGCAAUAGCUGUCAAGUAUCCCAUUUUGGCCAGGAAACUACCGUAUUUUACCCCUCUUUCCCUGUCUUCCCAUAUUAGUAUUCUUCUGUAAAUCUUUAAUCUUAUAAUACAAAGAAAAAAAAAUACCACUCUUCCUCUCUAAGCUGAACUCUGUCAUUAUCACACACAUAUUUCUUGCAUCAGUUGUACUGUGUAGACCUUCUGUAGGUAUUAUGCAAUGAAUUCUUCCUGCACAGUUUGAGGGUUUUCAGCUGAUGAAAGGAUGGAAGUUUGAUGCUGAGUUAGGUAAUAGUUUUUGAACAAUACGGUCCUGGUUUCUAGCCCAGUUUCAGGUGCACUGUUUUUGUCAGAGUCGUAUCCUAACCUGAGUCAUGAUGCUGUGCGUAUUCAGUCUCAUCUGACAUGUGCACCUGGGACCUCUUCCCUCUUCAAACUAAACAAUCCAGCCACUUCUGUCCACUGAAUGAGCCAUGUACCUGUUUGGAGUGAGAUGAAUGGAGAUGAUUGUUUGUCUUUUUAUCCGUUCAGAGUCACUAUUCAGUAAAGAAAUCUGCAGCCGUGCUGGGGAUGGGCAGUGAGAAUGUGUUUGUGGUGAAAUGUGAUGAAAGGUGGGUAAGUAAGACAUUCUUUUUUUUAGUCAAUACAAUACAAUGCACGUCAAAAGAGAUGUUUACUCACCUGUUGCAGCUUUAGCUUAGAGUGUAUUUUCCAAGGCAAUUUUCUCAUGCACUAAUAAACAUGCUUCAAGUGUUUAAAAGACAGUGAGCAUUGAAACUGAUUUUUCGUUUUUGCUCUUGAGACAAAUAUUUAAUAUAUAUCUAAUGAAGAUUGUAGUAUCACAUGCAGGAUAAAAGAUUUAAAGAAUAAUAAAAAGGUGAUAACAUUUGCUUAACUGCAGGAAAAACAUGAUACUAUUUUAAAGGUCUUUGAUUAAAAUACAUGGCAUACCCCUUGUAGAAGUGUAGUGGGUGUGUUGUUUACUGACUCUGUUUUUAUUUGGUCCUUUAGAGGGAAAAUGAUCCCUGAUGAACUGGAGUCCUCUAUUGCUAAAGCUAAAAACAAGGUAAGAAUGAAGGGGGAGCAAGUCAAGAGAAAUAAUCUCAGGGCUUUUAUCAGUGUGUGUAAAAACCAACAAUGAAAGGCGAUCUGUUAAACAGAUUGCAUUUGCUGCUUUUAUUCUGUCAGUCAUCUUGAAACACCUUAUUCAUCUCAGAAUGGCAUCUGUGAAAACCUUCAUUCGAGCUUCAGUCAGCCUUUGCUUGCAACACUAAGGCUAUGUUCACCCUACAGGUCAAAUCCGAUUUUUUAACCAUAUGUGACUCAUAUCUGAUUUUUUCAUGUAAGUGUGAACAGUGCAAUUCUGAUUUUUUUAAAUCUGACCCAGGCCUCUUUUGUAUGUGGAUCUAAAUCAGAUAUGUAUCCGAUGUGACUGCAGUGAAGAUGCUCAGGUCGCGUUCAACGACCUAUAAGUCAUCAAUAUGCGACAAAUGUCACCAUUGUUCAACAACACAAACAGGCGCACAAAGCAAUGGCGGACUAGGGAAUGGAGAACAGCGUCACGUCCUGCUUUGUGCGCAUGCGGGUCACUUCACGGACUCAUUCCGUUCACAUUAGAUGUUGCAUUCUUUGUUGUAUUGUGAACGACCGCACAAAGAGAUCAGAUUUAACAAAAAAAUCUGAAGUGUGCAUCAUAACCUGAAGUGUGAACAUAGCCUUAAUUUUGGAUGCUUUCACACUGAUAGAGUCAAGGUCCUUUAACACCGGGACCAUUUUUGUCGUGUGAUUAUUUCGGACGUCAAUAUUUUUUUUAGAACCCGUAUCCUGUCAAUACAAGCGUUCACAUCAGGGACAUUUCCCCGUUCUGCGAUAUUAUGGCAUUUUUUCGGAUCAAGGUCGACUUUCCUAAAGCUUCGCAUACUGUGUGUCCACUUCUGACCAAUCAGACUGCGUGUUGUUGCAAUGUCUGAUUCACCAGUAUAUCCAACAUGGCUGACCUGCUGAGUGGGUGGGAGAACAGAGUGUUUUUUGAUAAAAGACCCCAUUAUUACAAAGAUAACGACCUGAAGGACAACUUGUGGAGAGUCAUAGUGGCGGAUUUCUCAUAUGACGAUGGUUUGUGUGCUUUAACAGUUUGCUAAACGUCUUUGUUUUGACUUUCAUCUGUGCUAACGUGAGCUAAUGGUUGUUACCAUAGUUUAAUGUGCUUAUCUGGUACUGGCCCCAACUCAGUACAUGCUAUCAUGAUAGAAAGCCGCCCUCCUUCGCCUCUGAUUGGCUAUAAGUGCUGACCAUUUGGCUUGAGCGUCUGAUGAUGUUUCCAGCUUUUCUAGCCAAUCAGAGGCGAAGGAGGCGGGACUUUCCCCAGGAAAAGUUUUCCCCGGGAUGCGUCUUUUUCCCCCCGGAAAGUUGCAAAAUCACAUCAGGCUUGAUGUGUAUAGUCAGGAGCAGAAAAAUUCGCCUUCGAAUAUUUCGUAAUUUCGCGUUCUAUAUUUGCGUCGGCCCCGGCCUGUAAGAACCUAUAGACAAAGCUUUGUGGUGUUACUUUUUACACAGCAUUUACAAAAAGACCUGAAGGUUAUACCUUUCCAGGAGUGUCUGAGGCUAGCCUUGUAAUCUCCCUAAAGUUUUAUUAAGCACUUUUCUGACUGUCACAGCAACAUCUGUGUUUCUCAUGCUUUGAAAAGAUUUAGCAAGAAAAACCUACAUUGCAUCAUUAUGUGGAUGUAUAAAAAAAAGAUGUGUUUUCGGUAAUGAAUAUCCAUCACUUAAGUUCCAAAGCCUAGACUACAUGGCUCCUAAUAUCACCCACAACCUUAACAUGAAAACAGAUGGGAGUACUCUACCUCUCAGUAAGACAAAUCCACAGUUUAGGAAUCAUUUACUUAAAUAAAUUAUUCAUCUGUUCAUCUCUACAGGGUCUGGUUCCCUUCUAUGUGAAUGCAACAGCAGGAACCACAGUGUACGGCGCCUUCGAUCCUUUCAAUGACAUUGCAGAUAUCUGUCACAGACACACACUGUGGAUGCAUGUGGAUGUAAGCCCUCCAUUACUCUCUCUUUCUCCAUUUUCUCACUGUUUUUCAUAGGUCCCCUUUUUUAUACACAAGGAUCAGUGCAUAUCAAAAGAGACUUAGGUUACCCCCAGUCACCCUUCAGUUCUCAUCACCCACAAAAUAUCAACCAGGAGUCACAUGAUCCAGAGAUACUGUAUAAUGUAAUGUCACAGGUACACAUACAGUGGAUAUGAAAAGUCUACACACUCCUGUUCAACUACAAGGUUUUCAUGAUGUAAGAAAAUGACAGCAAGAUAAAUAUUUUUACAACUUUUUCCACCUUUAAUGUGACCUAUAACCUGUACAACUCAAUAAAAAAAAACCUGAAACCUUUAAGUGGAAAAAUAAAAAAUAAAAAAGUUAAAAUAACCUGGUUGCAUAAAUAUUCACACCCUGAAACUAAUACUUUGUUGCAGCAUCUUUGGCUUUUAUUACAGCACUCAGUCUUUUUGGGUAGGAGUCUAUCAGCGUGGCACAUCUUGAUGGGGCAAUAUUUAUCAAUAUUCAUCUCCUGUGCACAGCCCUCUUCAGAUCACCCCACAAAUGUUCGAUGGGAUUCAGGUCUGGACUCUGGCUGGGCCAUUCCAAAGUCUCAAUCUAAUUCCGGUGAAGCCAUUCUUUUGUUGAUUUAGAUGUGUGCUUUGGGUCAUUGUCGUGCUGAAAGAUGAAGUUCCUCUUCAUCUUCAGCUUUCUAACAGAAGGCCGAAGGUUUUGUGUCAACACUGAGUGGUUUUUGGAACUGUUCAUAAUUCAUAAUCAGAGGCACUUUAAUUGGUGACAGGUGUGUGCUGACUCCAAUUUAACCUGAGUUUGAAUGUUUUUGGUUAAAUCUGAACACAGCCACAUCCCCAGUUAUUAAAGGGUGUGCACACUUAUGCAACCACAUGAUCUCAGUUGUUUAUUUUUACUUCACCUCCCUGAAAGAUUUCUGUUUGUUUUUCAAUUGCAUUGUACAGGUUAUAGGUCGCAUUAAAAGGUGGGAGAAGUUGUGAAAUUAUUUAUCUUGAUUUAAUUUUUUUACAUGACAAAAACCUGGCAGUUGAACAGGGGUGUGUAGACUUUUUAUAUCCACUGUAACAAUGACUGUCUCUCUCUGUGGUUGGAGGCAGCCUGUAUGACUCAUUACCUCAAGACAAAUGAGUUUUAUUUAUGAAUCCAUAACCAUAAAACAAACUGCUCCUCAGGGGACUUCCUGACAGCAAACAGCCACAGACCCUGCAGCAGCUGACAUGAAAAUAUCAGGUGUGCGAGUGUUUAGAGUCUGUUAUUGAUUCUGAGUCUAUCUCUUCAGGCGGCGUGGGGCGGAGGCCUGCUGAUGUCAGACCGACACAGGACAAAACUACAGGGCAUUGAACGGUAACCAUGGCAACACACAACAUAAACACUACACACUGUAACUUUGAUGUGGUAUUCCACUCUGAAACCUUUAACUUACUUUGUGUUUUUUGUUACUUCACAACAGCAGACAAUGAACCAAGCAGAAAAAUCUGCAUAAAUAACCCUGAGUUCGAACCCUUGAUGGAUUUUACUAGAAAACUCUACCAGUCUGAUUGAUCCUAAUUACACUUUUGAUGUGUAAUUUUACAGAGGCUUUGUGUUUGUUACGUGGUUUCUUUUCUUGCUAUGACGGACAAACAAUAGUUUUCAAGAAAUGUACCUAAAGAAUAAUAGUUAGUUUAUCCACGCCUGAAGCCAGGAUUUCACUUUUAAUGGCUCAUUUUUUAAGUGGGCUGGACUGCGAUAUUAAUCCAGGUCUUGGGGAAGUUUAAUUCAGAGUGAAUCAGGCAUUAAAGCUCAAAAACUCUGAUUUUUACUGAUUGUUUUCCUGACAGUGAUUCUCUUUAAAGCUCCUGUGAAGAACUUUUGAUUUGUGUUCAUCUUGGUGCCCCAUGUGAAGAAAGCAGCGAAAUUAUGAAACAGGGCUACUAUAGCAGAUACCAACCCUCUUCCCCCAAUUUCAGACAUUAAAAGUUGUCAGUUUCGUCAACAGUUGUCUCAUUUGCUUUAAUCCAUUAAAACUCGAACCCUGUCUGAGACAUGCCUCUGAAAUCCAGAGGGCAAUUUUGAGAAGGGCCCCCAGAUUUGUUUCUAUCCGCCUUUGUAGCAGAUAGAAACAAAAUUCAAAAAGUAUUUGAGAGCUUACACAUGUGGCAUUCAAGAAAACCUUAUUGAAAACCUUGAACAAACAAACUCAAAAGAAGUAAAGCGGUUGUAUAAAGACUCUGCACUGGCGAAUAACAAACUAUUUGCUUUCUGUAAAACAAGUGGCAGUCAUGAUAAAGUGUCCAUUCAAUACAAAUGUAAAUAUAAGAAAUAAAGUCUUGAAAGGGUAUGUAGCUGCCCUAGUAUAGUGCCAGUACAAAAGCAGCUCUAAAAACUAAAAAAAAUAAAUACAUCAAUAAAUACGUGGCUGACAGUGUGUUCAUCUCUGUGCUCACCCAAAGUCAUGCAACACUCAGAAAUUGUCGAUAGUGUGAGCCAAAGCACUCAAUAUUAAGAGGUUGUUCACACUACUUGACAAUUCUCCUCCGAAGCUGCUCUCUGCCUCCGUCAUUGUUUACUUUCCUCACAACACACGUUGCAAAAUCUGAGUAUGAAUCAGAUUGCUUUAUUCGCCUAACAGAGGCAGACGGGUAUGAUUAUUUGAUUCCCUACGAUUCCAGAAAUGAUUCAAAACUACAGAAUGUUACAAAAUGAUGUAUCCACGCACCCGGCUUAAAGGGUAGACAUGAGCAGCCACGUUCCUGGCUUGGAAGGUUGAAAUGCAUACAUGCUGUCCCGGUUUAAAUAGGUUAAGUCAGGGGUUCUCAACCUUUUGUGAGCUGGGCCCCCCCAAAGGUGAUUAAAUGCAGUUAUUUUAUAUUUUUUGAGGUCACGUUUCCUCCGUUAUUUUAUGUCAGAUCUCCAUUAAACUGCGGUGUGCUGUGAUGAGCUGCUGUGAAAGCUGUAGCUUUGUGAACACAGGUGGGUCUGUGUGGAUGAGAGGAGACAGGUGUGUAGAUGAGGGAGAUUCUGGUGAAGAAGUUUAUACAGUUUAUACCGAUGUUUACUUCAGAUCACUGCUCUGUGUGUGUGCACGUGCGUGUGUGACGCUGUGAAGGAUCCUGGGUGUGUGAGCCUCUCUCCCUGUGGUGACUGAUCCUCACUUGUCGGUCGAAGCAGGAUGCUUGUCCUGCUUACUUAGUCGUUUGAGUGGCUGGGGCAAAAUAGUAGGAAACUUUUAUUGACACUUGCCAUGCCAUGCUGCAGCUUCUGGAUGAGGUCGACUGUAAAUUGGCCUAUUUCCAACUGCUUGGGACUCUGCUACAUCUCCUUUGUACUAAUAGUCGGUGAGUGUUAUGUGCAUCACUCAUUUCUAUCUGAUUUAGGGAUGAUUUAUGACAUUAAAGAACAACUCAGUGGGAUUCUGUUUAAUUUAAUAUAAUUUGAUUUGAUUCAAAGUAAAUUAGUAAUGGAAACACAAAUAUUUUUCUUUGAAUACAUGUGUACAAAUCAAGGAUGAGACACUGAAGAUAGUAUGUUCAUUAGGACAACAGCACAGACUGACUGAAGUGAUAAAAUAAUAAAUGAUCUGAAGUCUUCAUCACACAGAGGCACAGAGCAGAAGGUCAGGGCUCACAAGAAUAAAAGAGUACCAGUUUACCUACAGUAGAUAUAAAAAGUCUACACACCCCUGUUCAACUGCCAGGUUUUUGUCAUGUAAAAAAAUAAAUCAAGAUAAAUAAUUUCACAACUUCUCCCACCUUUAAUGUGACCUAUAACCUGUACAACACAAUUGAAAAACAAACAGAAAUCUUUCAGGGAGGUGAAGUAAAAAUAAACAACAGAGAUCAUGUGGUUGCAUAAGUGUGAACACCCUUUAAUAACUGGGGGUGUGGCUGUGUUCAGAUUUAACCAAUAACAUUCAAACUCAGGUUAAAUUGGAGUCAGCACACACCUGUCACCAAUUAAAGUGCCUCUGAUUAACCCCAAAUUAAGUUCAGCUGUUCUAGUUGCUUUUCCUGACAUUUUUGUAGCCACAUCUUCCAGCACAAGUCAUGGUCCGCAGAGAGCUUCCAAAGCAUCAGAGGGAUCUCAUUAUUCAAAGAUAUCAGUCAGGUGAGGGCUACAAAAGAAUUUCCAAGGAAUUAAAUAUACCAUGGAACACAGUAAAGACCGUCAUCAUCAAGUGGAGAAAAUAUGGCACAACGGUGACAUUACCAAGAACAGGACGUCCGUCCAAAAUUGAUGAUAAGACAAGAAGAAAACUGGUCAGGGAGGCUACCAAGAGGCCGACAGCAACACUGAAGGAGCUGCAGGAAUUUCUGGCAAGUACUGGCUGUGUAGUACAUGUGACAACAAUCUCCCACUGUCUUUAUAUGUCUGGGCUAUGGGGUAGGGUGGCAAGAUGGAAACCUUAUCUUACAAAGAAAAACAUCAAAGCCCGGCUUAAUUUUGCAAAAAGACAUCUGAAAUCUCCCAAACGCAUGUGGGAAAAUGUGUUAUGGUCUGAUGAAACCAAAGUUGAACUUUUUGGGCAUCAUUGCAAAAGGUAUAUUUGGCGCAAAAUCAACACUGCUCAUCACCAAAAGAACACCAUACCUACAGUGAAGCAUGGUGGUGGCAGCAUCAUGCUUUGGGGCUGUUUUUCUUCAGCUGGAACUGGUGCCUUAGUCAGAGUGGAGGGAUUUAUUAACAGUUCCAAAUCCAGUCAGUGUUGGCACAAAACCUUCAGCCUUCUGCUAGAAAGCUGAAGAUGAAGAGGAACUUCUUCUUUCAGCACAACAAUGACCAAAAGCACACAUCUAAAUCAACAAAAGAAUGGCUUCACCAGAAUAAGAUUGAGACUUUGGAAUGGCCCAGCCAAAGUCCAGACCUGAAUCCCAUCGAACGUUUGUGGGGUGAUCUGAAGAGGGCUGUGCACAGGAGAUGCCCUCACAAUCUGUCAGAUUUGGAGCGGUUUUGCAAAGAAGAGUGGGCAAAUAUUGCCACAUCAAGAUGUGCCACACUGAUAGACUCCUACCCAAAAAGACUGAGUGCUGUAAUAAAAGCCAAAGGUGCUGCAACAAAGUAUUAGUUUAAGGGUGUGAAUAGUUAUGCAACCAGGUAAUUUUAACUUUGCUGUUUUUUUAUUUUUCCCCUUAAAGGUUUCAGUUUGUUUUUCAAUUGAGUUGUACAGGUUGUAGGUCACAUUAAAGGUGGAAAAAGUUGUAAAAAUAUUUAUCUUGCUGUCAUUUUCUUACAUCAUGAAAACCUGGCAGUUGAACAGGGUUGUGUAAAUAAGCCCCUUGCUCUGUACUUCAUCCUUCAAGUCAGAUGCAGUUUUUUCGUCUCCAGGUGCACCGCAGGGUUUGUGGUUUCUAACUCAUGCAGUACUAUGUACUAUGUGUGCUUCUCAGGGCCUCGUCUGUAACAUGGAAUCCUCACAAGAUGAUGGGAGUCCCCCUGCAGUGCUCUGCCAUACUGGUCAAGAUGAAAGUGAGAGAUGCCAACAAUGAGAUGAACACAGAUAUUUCUACCUUUUUAAAUGCUUGUUAUUCAGAGAUUGAAAAAAGAGGGUCUGUUUUGUGUUGUGCGUUUCUUUGGUGCAGCAUACACCACAUUUUAAUGGUUGAUGUGUCCCUCUGUACACAGGGUCUCCUACAGGAGUGUAAUGAGUUGGGGGCUGAGUACCUCUUCCAGACAGACAAACCAUAUGAUGUGAGCUAUGAUACUGGAGACAAGAGCAUCCAGUGUGGCCGACAUGUCGAUGCCUUCAAACUUUGGCUUAUGUGGAAAGCAAAGGUAAUCCUGUACUGGAUCAGAGUCAUCCUAGUGUUACACCGAUUUUUAUCUUCCUUUUUUUACCUUCUGGCUGUUUUCACAAAGUGGAGGCAGCAGGCAACAACUUGCCAUUUUUCUUAAAUAUGUAAAAUCAAUCAAAGUCUACAAUGGUACCACAUUUGGCAAAGACUUUUUCAGGAUACCGGAUAUCAGAUGUUUUAAAUUUGAUGAAGCUUGGUUAAAAAAUGAGCCUGCAGUAAUAAAAAGAGUCUUACUGUAAUAUUAAAACAAUUUUUGUCACAGAUUUGAUGGAUGAUGCUGAUUCUUUGCUUUUUAGAUUUUUACGUCUGAUGGCCAUAUACACUUAAGUGCUUUUAAAAUAUUGCUGUUUUACAAUGUUUCGUAUCUGUUUGUUCCAUGGGCUGAUCUUUCAGGGCUCAGAGGGUUUUGGAUCUCAGAUCAACAAAUGUUUGGAGAAUGCAGAGUAUCUGUAUGAUCAGCUGCAGAGGAGGACAGACUUUGAGCUGGUCUUCAGACACAAAGUAAGACUUAAUAUACACCGCUUGGAUCAUUCUGUGUGCCAUGUUUCAUUUACUAUUAUUAUAUCACUUUUUAUGAGGAUUUUUAUUUUAAAAUAUCUUAACACAUCAGUUUGUGUAAGAGGUUUUGUCUCAUUUUCAAGCACAGAUCAAUGGUGUAAUAUGGAUUCGGAUAGGCGUGAAUGCAUAUUUGCUUAAUAGACAGCAGUUCAAAGCAGGAUCACGGCAUUUCAUCAUCAUGUCAAGUCCUUGAAACAGUAGGAGUGCUGUAAAGUGGUCAACACCUUACUGACUCUCAUACUCUCAGAUUUUAUGGAAGAUCUUUUUUUUUCUGUGAAACCAGAAACAUUCAUAAAAAUUAACUAUUGGGCUUAAAGAUCCCCUAUUAUGGCUUUUUUAAACAAGUUUAAAUUGGUCCCAGAGGUCCCACAAUAGUAAAUUUAAAUAAGUUAAAUAAGCAAACCUGUACAACUCUAAGCCAAUAAUUUGUUAUAGAUAUUUGGGACACUAACAGCAAAUCUUUUAGUAUAAAUUUGCAGCAUUAAACUUGUUAGGUAAAGAAUGUUAUCAGGUAUUUGUUUAGAGUUUUUAUGUACAUGUUUUCAGAUUUUGGUCUUUGAUUUCAUGAAUCAUAAGUCAGUUCUCACCUGGUACACCUGCUCUGUGUCUCUCACAGCCGGAGCACAGCAAUGUUUGUUUCUGGUACAUUCCCCCCAGCCUAAGAGGACUUCCACCUGGACCUGAACGAGACUCCAGACUCAAUCAGGUCAGUACAGCUCUUGAGUCCUGCUCAGUAAGGAUCCGGAUCAAUGCUCCUGACUAAUAUUGUAUCUCCUGGUGAUGUCUGCGCAGGUGGCCCCUCAGAUCAAAGGCAGGAUGAUGGAGAAAGGCUCUGUCAUGAUUGGCUAUCAGCCGCUGGGGGACAAAGUCAAUUUCUUCAGAUGUGUGUUUUCCAAUCCUGCCACACAGCAAGAGGACAUUGACUUUCUACUGGAUGAGAUCGCUUGGCUGGGUCAUGACAUUUGA